GGGAGAACGGGAGAGAGAGGGAGGAAGUAGGAGAGGGAGAAAUGGAGAGGGGGGAGAUUGAUAGCAUCAUGUCAGGACUCAGUAGCGUCCUGUUUCUUCACUCUACAUUAUACCUUUCAUUUGGACGCUGUACAGCAAACAGGAGUAGCAGCGUGUGAGGGGACAGCUUUCCCUCCCCUGUGGGAAACAGAGUGCGGCUCCUGCCCAGGACACACACACAAACUACACACACACUCACACGUGUGCUGCGAAGAACACUAUCGACACAGGGAUGCACCAUGAAGUCUCAGCAGAAAUGCAUCGUAAUCUUUGCUUUGGUGUGCUGUUUCGCUGUCCUGGUGGCCUUGAUCUUCUCGGCGGUGGAUGUCUGGGGAGAGGAUGAAGACGGUAUAACAGAAGAGAACUGUAACAAGAACUGCAGGGUAGUGCUUGUGGAGAAUAUUCCAGAAGAUGUCACCUUCUCUGAGAAUGGUACGGCCCACCUCAACCUCUCUGCUGGGCUGCACAGCCUACUGGACCUGGCCGUGGCUGGUCGUUCUGUGGAGAUUGUGUCACCACAAUGGAACCUGAACUCAUCUGACACUGAAUCAAGCUUCCUACCAUCUUCUAGGCAGGGUCAGGCUUUGCUGCAAAGACUGCAGGGGCUGAAGAAGAAGGGAGUCAAUUUGAAGAUAGCUAGUGGAAUGAUCGACUCUGUAGAGCUCAAGAGCCUCUCUCGUCUGAGUGAGGUGCACUACAUUAACAUGACUGCCCUGACCAAAGGCUUCCUGCACUCUUCUUUCUGGGUGGUGGACAGGAAGCACAUCUACAUCGGCAGUGCCACCAUGGACUGGCGAUCACUGUCUACGAUGAAAGAACUGGGGAUCAUCAUCUACAACUGUAGUUGUCUGGCAUUGGACCUGCACAGGGUAUUCAACCUCUACUGGCAGCUGCAGUAUAAGGACUUUGUACCGUCCAUCUGGUCCAAGAGGCUGAGUGCCCUGUGGAACAAAGAUGAAAACCUCCCACUUCUCUUCAACAACACCAAGGCUGAGGUCUUUCUCUCUAGCUCUCCAGAUGUCUUCUGCCCUAAAGACAGGACCAGAGACCUCGACGCCAUAUCCUAUGUGAUCCAAAAGGCCAAGAGGUUCAUCUAUAUAUCCAUUACAGACUACCUGCCUCUCACUAACAGGAAUUCUCACAGAUACUGGUCAGGUAUAGAUGGGAUGCUUCGGGAGGCCUUGAUCCUGAGAAACAUCAAAGUGCGUCUGUUAGUAAGCUGCUGGGAGCAGACACACCCCCUGACCUUUAACUUUGUGUGGUCCCUGAAGACCUUGUGUAUGGAGCUCCCUAACUGUUCACUGGAGGCUAAGUUCUUCAGCACCAGGGAGCAGAGAGAUGGCACGCUACAGGGAAUCAACCAUAACAGAUUCAUAGUGACAGACAGUGCUGUGUACAUAGGGAACUUUGACUGGGUGGGGAAUGAGUUUAUGUUCAACGCUGGAGCAGGCAUGGUGAUCAGUCAGGCAGAGGGGCUGAAGGAGAGGAACUCAACGUUGGUGGAACAGGUGAGGGCUGCGUUCCAGCGGGACUGGUAUUCACGCCACACCAUGAGCCUGCAGGCUAACAAGAUCCCAGUCUGCAACAAGCACCAGCUCAACCAACUGGCACAUCUCAAAAUCACUCAACCACCAGAGAGCAGUGGGAGUCAGGAGAGUCCCAAUGGCUCCUUCUGAAUCCAAAGACAUGUGGUGUGUUACAAGACUGUUUUAUGCAGGCUUUAAGAGAAAAAUAACUGUUUGAAUGCUGAAAUCGGUUACAACUUGUUUUUAGGUAAUAUUUGUUUUUCUAUCACGUCUGCUGUUUAUUUCAUCCUCUAUGACUGUUUCUUACAUAAGACAUGGGCAGGGAACUGAUGAAAUUAAUAUAUUUUCUAUUGAUUGCCAAACCUAAAUAUAGUUAAUUGUUUAAUCCAUUUUACCAAUAAUGUCAUCAUUUAUCACAACCCUUUAAAACCCUCUCUGACCAAAACACAGUUGGAGCAGCAUGGACAGUAUUGUGGAGAUACAGUAUAUCCUAUACAAAUCUAUACUCCAAGGAUGUUUACCUUGUGUCUUCAAUAUUCAUUUUUAAAGUGCAGAAUUCCUUCAGCCUCGACCAAAUGAACAGGUGCCAUUUGUCAGUUGGACAACAGCUGAUCAAACAAACCGAAUGGGAAAAUAACAGACUACCAGAAGCAUGUCUUGAUCUCAUCUGACUCAUAAGCUUUCGGGUGUUUAUUGUUGCAGAGUACAGACAAUUAUGCUCCAUUGGCAUCAAUAUAUUUUGGUAUUGCAUCUAAAAUCCUGUUUUGGUAUCAACUAGAAUGUAUACUUGAUUAUGUUUAAUAUCACCAUGCCAGGGGUUGAUCUCGGAAUCUUAACUAAAUUUCCAGGAUUAUGAUACAUUAACCAAUUUUAAGAUGAAAAAAAACGUUGCAUAUUUUAUUCUAUUCUGUAUAUUGUCUUUGUUGGAAACACUCAAAAGGGUAGAACUAGAUAUGUAUUCAACUUUAAAUAGAGCUUUAGGCCUCUUGUGUUGUUUUAACAUGAUCAAGAAAUUGAUCUAUUACUGAAUUUUUUAUGAAAUUUACAUUUCUGUAAAAAGGUGUCUUGCUUCCUUGAUUAUAUUGGAAAGUAUUGAAAACCAUCACUACAGAAACACAACUUCUCUGGGCUUUACUUAGUUUGUAAAUGGAUAUGCUACCAUACCACUGUCAUAUGCUGUCAUAUGAUAAACAGAGAAACAGCAACAGAGGUCGAUAGCACACUAACGUUGGAAGGUGCUGAGCUGCCAUUUAAGGUCUAAGGUAUUCGUUUGGUCAAGUGACAAGACUAGACAAUGAUUUACCUAAUGGAAUAUUGGAAAUUGAUUCCCACGGUCUUCAUGGAUAAUUGGGUUUCUUUCUGGUAUAACUCAGCUGGAAAAAGGUGUCUAACGAGUGGUACAACUGUAGCUCUCUUUGGAAGCAGAUGUUGACUUAUUUACCAGAUAUUGAAAAAACAGUUGUUGGAGGGGAUUUCAGUCAGUAAGAUCAAUAGCAUGAAUUUUUAAAGACUGCUAGACACCAUUUCCAGUUUCCCCUAAGGACAUGUUUUGAAAUAAGACCGCAUGCAUUGCUUAACUUAACACUGACAGAGAAAAUAACCACAGCAUCUCUUUACAUCACCCGCAUGAUACAAGCUUUGCACCUGAUCAUCAAAGAUGAUCAACUACAGGAGUUGUUAACAUCUUUUUAUGAUUAUGUCACGCCAAUUAAUAAAUUCUGUAUGUAAUAGCC
Molecule: messenger RNA, 3298 nt
Organism: Salvelinus sp. IW2-2015
Lineage: Eukaryota; Metazoa; Chordata; Actinopteri; Salmoniformes; Salmonidae
Product: inactive phospholipase D5
Molecular function (GO): catalytic activity
Source: RefSeq, a predicted model, not a curated record